This is a messenger RNA of Neohortaea acidophila, 758 nucleotides long. RefSeq lists its product as uncharacterized. The transcript is spliced from 4 exons. The coding region runs from base 431 to 733 and encodes 100 amino acids. Lineage: Eukaryota; Fungi; Ascomycota; Dothideomycetes; Mycosphaerellales; Teratosphaeriaceae. The record is from RefSeq and is a predicted model, not a curated record.
GACCCCAACAGGUUUGCAUUUUUGGGCCGCCAACCGACAGAUCAUUUGAUUGUGGUCAUUGGUUAAAGGGCAAGUGUAAAAAUGAGAAUAUAUAGACACUGGGCGUGGUGAACGAGGGUUCGCCGAGCGAGUAGAUUGUUGGAAGAAAGAUUGGUUCAUAGCUAUCGUGUCGUGAAAGGCCGUUCUCGUGGAUUAUGAGCGAUUUGUGAAGGAUAAGAAUGGACACAGGCAGUCUUGUUGGUAAGUGAGAAUCGGCCUCGUAGGCGCAUCCAGUUACAGAGAAGGGGGGGGUAAACGUUAGCAGAAGCCAUGACGUUACGGCAAAAACAUCCAAUGCCCCUCACUCAUCAAUCAACUCUACCUACCUUACACUCGCCCUUUCCAUUUGACCAUAGAAAGACCCAAAGACUUCUCCCAUCCACCAAUCAACAUGCCAGUCUACCACAUCGUCCUCUUCAAACUCAAGCCCGAAGCCGGGCCGGAGAAGAUCCAAGAAUUCGAGGCAAUGGCAAAAGGCAUGGUGGGGAAGAUUCCAGGCCUGCGAGAGAUGGCUGUCGCUCCGCCCCUCGAGAGCACCGCUCAUAGAGGACAGGGCUUCAAUUUGGGACUUGUUGCUACGCUGGAAAAGGCGUCGGAUGUCAAGAUCUACGCUGAGCAUCCUGUUCAUCAGCAGGUGCACAAGUUCCGAGAGGAAAUGGCGACGGACACACUAGCCUACGAUCUCGUCUUCUAAUAAGAUCGCCUACCUAUCCAAGACU